UCAAGGAAAAAAAUUCCAACUCCUAGACCAAUGGCCUCAACAGCACAAUUAGUUGAAGAGUUCUUGACCCCACUCUCGGCGGAUUCAUCUCUGACGAAUAAUCCUCCAGCUGUGACUUCAAACCACCCAUCGAUUAACGAUGAAGGACGAGAGGAGGACACUAAAGCAGAUAUCAAAAUGACACCCCCCUCGCAAUCAAUGCCCUCAUCUGAUACUAGCGUUGUGGAGACAUCGAUGAGCCCGACACCAAAUUCUUCAUUGGCACCGUUCAGCGAUUCAAGACCACCUGAAUCACCGGACAUGAAAUUUGCACGAACGCGGUUGGGUCAUUUGUUGAGUGGUAUUCGAACGGGUGAAAUCCAAACCAAUGCACAGCCAACAAGAGGAACUCGACGAUUGUCCAGUGAUUUAUUAGCAACCAAAGACAUAAUGGCACUACCUGCACCUCUUGAUGAACCUAUGGCAGACCCGAUCCCUCCGCCAAUCUCUCAGAUCCCUUCACCCGAUCUCGACGUCAGUAAUCCAAAUGCUCUCCUUGGUGAUCUUCUACCUCAUUGGAAGGCUGUUAAGAAAAACUGGUGUGACUAUACGAAAAUACGUGACAGAAGAUACGAGAAGAGUAUACGACUGCUGGAAACAGUUUACGGUAUUCAGCAGAAUGUUCUCUGA
Molecule: messenger RNA, 669 nt
Organism: Anisakis simplex (herring worm)
Lineage: Eukaryota; Metazoa; Nematoda; Chromadorea; Rhabditida; Anisakidae
Source: the annotation of a GenBank genome assembly